AUGGCGACGAAUUUUUCUCGCCUGCCUCCACUUCCACCACUGCGUGAGUUCAUCCACAUGUAUCGCCUACGAGCCAAGAGGGUGUUGUCUCAGAAUUAUCUUAUGGACAUGAAUCUUACGAGGAAAGUGGGACCAGGACCAGGUGGCAUAACUCGUGCUAUACUGGAGGCCGAAUGUGAACGGCUAGAUGUUGUGGAAAUCGAUCACCGCUUCAUACCUCCACUUGAGUUACUUGCCGAAGCUUCAGAUGGUCGUCUUCGCAUUCAUCAUGCUGAUGUGUUGAAGACUAACAUUGGUGAUCUGUGGAAUGAUGGUGGCGACCAAAAACGUUCUGAAUGGACUGAUGCCCCUCCUAAUAUGCAUGUUAUUGGUAAUCUUCCAUUCAACAUCGCGUCACCAUUGAUAAUCAGGCUUUUGAAAGAUAUGUCGUAUCGAAGAGAUGCAUGGCGAUUUGGACGCGUUCCACUGACGUUGACGUUCCAAAUGGAAGUCGCACAGAGAAUUUGUAGUCCUAUCGACAGCGAUUCUCGAGCGAGAAUCUCGAUCAUGUGUCAGUACUUGACCGAGCCAAAGCUUUUGUUCAGAAUUCCUGGAUCAUGCUUUGUUCCACAACCAGAUAUCGACGUUGGUGUUGUACGUUUUGUGCCGCGAAUACAGCCUUUGAUAAGUUCUCCAUUCGAGCUGGUCGAAAAAUUGUGCAGACAGAUCUUUCAUUAUCGCCAGAAAUACAUGAUCAAAGGCCUGAAAACACUAUAUCCUAAAGAGAUAGCGGACGAUAUGGCUCACCAGCUGCUAAAAGACUGUCGUGUUAAUCCAACUGCUUCAUCCAUUCAACUCGGCAUCGAGGAGUUUGCAGAUUUGGCCGCCGGUUAUGAGAAACAGUGUAGAAGUAUGCCUGGAUUGUUCUUGUACGACUACAUCAAACCAAAGAACACAAUCGAAAUGCUCGCCCAGAAACCAGGCGCUGUUCCACCGGAGAACCCAUAUCGAUUUGAAAAAGUUCCUUUAGAAGGAAUACGAUUGUCGGAUGCUGACAGAUUUCUCAGUUAA
This is a messenger RNA of Cooperia oncophora, 1050 nucleotides long. The record is from the annotation of a GenBank genome assembly. Lineage: Eukaryota; Metazoa; Nematoda; Chromadorea; Rhabditida; Trichostrongylidae.